AUGUAAUAAAAUGAGAAUAUGUAAUAAGGUUUUAUGCGGAGGACAGGAUAUUUCAUUUCCGGUAGAAAAUCAACACAUGAGAUCGACCCAGAAUGAAUGCUCCGCCAACUUUUGAAACGUUUCUCCUUUUUGACGGAGAGAAAAAGAUAAAUAUUGAAAAAGACACAAAGGUUCCUAAUGCAGCUCUCUUCACAGUAAAUAAAGAGGAUCACACAUUGGGCAACAUGAUCACUGCUCAGCUACGUAAAGAUCCUCAGGUCCUGUUUGCAGGCUAUAAAAAUCCUCACCCUUUGGAACAUAAAUUUGUGGUGAGAAUUCAGACAACAGCUGAAUAUUGUCCACAGGAAGCAAUUACAAAUGCCAUCACCGAUCUUAUUUCUGAAUUUUCACUCUUAGAAGAACGCUUCAGGGAGGCUGUACGAGAAUUGAAGGAAGGUGACAUUUGAAUGUUAUGGACAGAGUAAUUGGAGGAAAGAAGGCCCAUGGCCAGUUGAAAGAAAGAAGAAUGAAAAAUGGACAAUAGCAGUGAAACAGAGUGAAAAUGAUAGAAAGGAGAAUGAACAAAAGUCAAUGUGCUCGCUAAAUCACAUGUAGAUAUUUUCCAUUACAUCAUACAUCAAAGA
Messenger RNA from Ylistrum balloti, 623 nucleotides. Its product is annotated as DNA-directed RNA polymerase II subunit RPB11-a-like. The transcript has 4 exons. The coding region runs from base 93 to 446 and encodes 117 amino acids. Gene Ontology annotation, biological process: transcription by RNA polymerase II. Gene Ontology annotation, cellular component: RNA polymerase II, core complex. NCBI's taxonomy places the organism in Eukaryota, Metazoa, Mollusca, Bivalvia, Pectinida, Pectinidae. Gene Ontology annotation, molecular function: protein dimerization activity; DNA binding. The record is from RefSeq and is a predicted model, not a curated record.